UCCAAACCCAUAGCCCCAAAAACAAGAAUGCAAAAAAGCAACCACCAAAGCAAGAAGGCCGAGCGCCGCUGGCCCCUGCCCCUAGUGGCCAUCGGAUCCUUCGCCGCCGCGUCGCUCGUAUUCCUCCUCCUUGCCAAAAACACCUCCGCGCCAUUCCUCUGCGGCGCGGGGGCGUCGUCCUCAGCGACGAGCCUCCAGCUGGAGGCCGUGCUCCAGUACGCGACGUCCACGGUGGUGCCGCAGCAGUCGCUGGCCGAGAUCUCGGUCACGUUCCGCGUCCUCCGCGCCCUGGCCCCCACGAACUUCCUCGUGUUCGGGCUCGGGCGCGACUCGCUCAUGUGGGCCUCCCUCAACCCACAUGGCAAGACGCUGUUCCUCGAGGAGGACCCCAAGUGGGUCCAAACCGUCAUAGGAGACGCCCCCGCCCUCCGGGCCCACACCGUCCCCUACCGCACCCAACUCUCCCAGGCUGACGAAUUGAUGCGACAUUUCCGCUCCGACCCUCACUGCUCUCCCCAUAAAUCCUUCCUACGUGGCAACCACAAAUGCAGGUUAGCGCUGAACAUGCUGGAGAAUGAAGUGUACGACACGGAGUGGGACCUGAUAAUGAUCGACGCGCCGCGGGGGUAUUUCCCGGAGGCCCCGGGAAGGAUGGCGGCGAUAUACUCGGCGGCGGUGAUGGCGAGGAACCGGAAGGGAGCGGGCGUGACGCACGUGUUCCUGCACGACGUGGACAGGCGGGUGGAGCAAAUGUACGCGGAGGCGUUCCUAUGCAAGAAAUAUCUAGUCAAGGCGGAGGGGAGGCUGUGGCAUUUCGAGAUACCGCCCGCCGCCGAUAUCAACACCGACUUUUGCUAGGCUGCGCCGCGCCACAUCGUCACUUGACAACGAAAUGGUAUAACUAAAAUACUAAAAUAGAUAGAUUACAAUAAAUAAAUUAUUACUACUACUUUGUUGUAAAUCAGGAAAAUUAGUUAAAUCUUUCCAUUUCGCAAUCAGAAGGAAAAAUUAUGAAAUUUGGAUUUUUUGAUCUCAAGUUGAAUUUUAUUGAUGAAAUUGAAUAUGAUA
Messenger RNA from Salvia hispanica, 1068 nucleotides. Its product is annotated as arabinogalactan O-methyltransferase 1-like. Lineage: Eukaryota; Viridiplantae; Streptophyta; Magnoliopsida; Lamiales; Lamiaceae. The record is from RefSeq and is a predicted model, not a curated record. Gene Ontology annotation, biological process: xylan biosynthetic process.